This is a messenger RNA of Triplophysa dalaica, 5462 nucleotides long. RefSeq names its product SLIT-ROBO Rho GTPase activating protein 1b (gene srgap1b). The transcript has 22 exons. Gene Ontology annotation, molecular function: protein binding. The coding region runs from base 433 to 3672 and encodes 1079 amino acids. The record is from RefSeq and is a predicted model, not a curated record. Gene Ontology annotation, cellular component: cytoplasm. NCBI's taxonomy places the organism in Eukaryota, Metazoa, Chordata, Actinopteri, Cypriniformes, Nemacheilidae. Gene Ontology annotation, biological process: negative regulation of cell migration; signal transduction.
UCCUACCAUAGAUUAAAUACCGCAUGAGUUACAGCCCGUGUGCAUCUUGUUUACUGUGCGCGCACACAACCUGUGCAUCAUAUUGAUGUGUUGUAGUAUUGACUUAACUCUCCAAUCAUCCUAAACGCGUCUGGUGACGCGGCGUGUCGACGCGCCCCUGUGCUUCACGUGCUGUGGAUGUUUCCUUGAAUCUCCCCGUACCUUUGACGGAUCUUUCCGGGUGCGGGUCUGAAAAAAGCAUUGACCUGAAUGGUUUGUCAUUGCAUUGCUUUACGGACUACACUUUCCCGUUGUAGCGGAUCACGCACGGAACGGCUCGCGCACGGAACCUGUGGUUAGAAAUGACGCAUCGGUCACAGUAGGGACGUGUCUCGUAAAAGCGGAGAGGUUUCAGUCAGAAGCGGCCAGAAAUCUGGACUACACCUGCUCGUCAUGUCGGCGAAGAGCAAGAAGGAAAAGGAAAUCAUUACCGAGUAUGAGAGCCAAGUGAAAGAGAUACGGUCACAGUUAGUGGAGCAGCAGAAAUGUCUGGAGCAACAGACGGACAUGAGAGUUCAGCUGCUGCAGGACCUGCAGGAUUUCUUCAGGAAGAAGGCCGAGAUCGAGAGCGAAUAUUCACGCAACCUGGAGAAGCUCGCAGAACGUUUCAUGGCUAAGACACGCAGCACCAAGGACCACCAGCAGUACAAGAAGGACCAGAACCUGCUGUCUCCGGUGAACUGCUGGUACCUUCUUCUGAACCAGGUGAGGAGAGAGAGUAAGGACCACGCCACGCUCAGUGACCUGUACCUCAACAAUGUCAUCACACGCUUCACACAUGUCAGCGAGGACAACAUGCGUCUGCUUAAGAAGAGCAAAGAGAUCAUUUUCCAGCUGCAGGAAGACCUGAUGAAGAUUCUUAAUGAACUCUACACGGUGAUGAAGACGUAUCACAUGUAUCACACUGAGACUCUCAGUGCAGAGAAUAAGCUAAAGGAGGCAGAAAGGCAGGGUGAACGACAUGGACGGGGCGGUGAGGUCGUCUUCAGCCUGCGUACCGAAGAUCGCCACCAACGAAGGAACGCUGCGCGCAAGAUACAGAAGAUGAAAGAGAAGCGUCAAGCCAAGUACUCAGAGAACAAACUGAAGGUCAUGAAGGCACGGAACGAGUAUCUGUUGACCCUGGAGGCUACCAACGCCUCUCUGUUUAAAUAUUACAUCAAGGACCUGUCGCAUUUGAUUGACUGUUGUGACUUGGGUUACCACGCGGGCCUAAGUCGGGCGCUACGGACAUACCUGUCGGCCGAAUACAGUCUGGAAACGUCUCGCCACGAGGGCUUGGAUAUUUUAGAGGGGGCCGUGGAGGGGCUGGACCCCAGUAGUGAUCGGCAACGCUUUAUGGAAACCCACCCCACAGCGUUCACCCCUCCCACACGCUUCAUCUUUCAACCACACAUGGGAGACCAGGUGAGUCAGAUCACCGCACUGCCGCAGGUGCAGGCCGAGCUGCUUCUCCGGUUUCAACAGCUGCAGUCUCGUCUCUCCACGCUGAAGAUUGAAAAUGAGGAGGUGAAAAAGACGUCAGAAGCCACCCUCUGCACCAUCCAGGACAUGGUGAACAUGGAGGACUACGAUGUGUCCGAGAGCUUCCAGCACAGCCGUUCCACAGAGUCUGUCAAAUCCAGCGUAUCAGACACUUACCUCAGCAAACCCAGCCUGGCCAAGAGACGCGCCAACCAGCAGGAGACCGAGCUCUUCUAUUUCACAAAACUGAAGGAGUUUCUGGAAGGCAGUAAUCUCAUCGCUAAACUACAGGCCAAACAUGACAUGCUGAAGAGGAGCAUCGCCGAAGGUUACAGAGCGGACAUCAUGACAACCAGCCGUCGCCGAAACUCCCACAGCAGGAACCAGGACUCUGGGAAGGCCAUUCCUCUGAUAGUUGAAAGCUGCAUUCGCUUUAUUAAUCUAUAUGGUCUUCAGCAUCAGGGUAUUUUCAGGGUUUCAGGCUCACAGGUGGAAGUCAAUGACAUCAAGAACAGUUUUGAACGAGGCAACGACCCCUUGACUGACGAGGAGAAUAACCAUGACAUUAACUCUGUGGCGGGCGUGCUGAAAAUGUACUUCCGUAACCUGGACAACCCGCUUUUCCCCAAGGAGAAGUUCAACGAUCUCAUCGCCUGCAUCCGAACCGAGAGUCUGUACGAGAGAGCUCUCUCCAUCCGAAAGAUCCUGACCACGACGCCACGGCCAACGCUGGUGGUUAUGAGAUACCUGUUUGCAUUCCUCAACCAUUUGUCCCAAUACAGUGAUGAGAACAUGAUGGACCCUGGAAACCUGGCGAUCUGUUUCGGGCCCACUCUGAUGCCCACCCCGGAUCUUCUGGACCAGGUCUCGUGUCAGGCACACGUCAACGAGAUCGUCAAAACCAUCAUCAUCCACCAUGAGACCAUCUUCCCUGACACCAAAGAACUGGAGGGGCCGGUUUACGAGAAGUGCAUGAGCAACACGGAGUACUGUGAAAGUCCCUACAGUGAACCGGGAGCGUUUGAGGAAGGAGAGCAGGACGGUGGGACAGAAACCCAGACGAGUGAGGAGGAGGCUGAGCCGGUGGAGGCUUUAGCAAAGUUUGACUAUGUUGGGCGCUCUGGACGGGAGCUCACUUUUAAGAAAGGCGCCACGCUGCUGCUGUUUCAGAGAGCGUCUGAAGAUUGGUGGGAGGGACGUCACAACGGCAUUGAUGGACUUAUACCACACCAAUACGUCACACUGCAGGAGGAUGAGGCCAUGUCAGAUACACUGAGCCAGAAAACUGACAGCGAGACCAGCACCACACCUUCAGAUGAAGUGAGCUCCAGACGGUCUCUCACAUCCCCUACUGAACCAAGAAUACCAGAGACCUUCAUCAGCCGACACAGGAAGAGGACGGAGGCCCUUCUGCGCCGGGUCCCUGGUCGCAUCAGCGACGGGCACUGCCAUGGCAACGGGCUGGAACGCAGCUCUCCCCCGGUGACGGUGACCGUAACGGGUCACUUUAGCCCUAGGGAGCUGCUGCGUGGAAACAGCUCUGCCCUGGACAGUCCCGAGCACCACAGACGCACAGGACACAACGGCACAUCCAACGGCACGGUCAAUGCCAACAUCAGCCGACACGAGUCCCUGCGUAGGGAGCGGGAACGAGAGAGUCCUCCGAUACGGUCUCUACAGUCUCCGUCCACAUUGCAUUGUGGGUUACCUGUGCAACGCACACAGACGCUGAACCCUCACACUAUGGCCCAGGACCUACAGGAAACCAUGAGUCUAGCCUUAAAUGAGCUGCGAGAGCUAGAAAGGCAUAACGGAAAGACCGCAGCUCCCGACCUGGUGCUGGACACCCUGGAGCAGGUGAAAAGCAGCCCUUCAUGUCCAUCAGGCUCCACCCCUUCCAGCUUAUCCAGCCCUUCUGAUUCCCCGAGCCCCCUCAGUCCCAUAAGCCCCCUGCCUUCUCUCCCCCCGCUGCCCGGCCCUUCGUCCCGGCGCUGCAAUGACCUGGUGGCCACCUUCAAGCCCAUCGCCUCGCCCCGCAUGGGUGUGACGCUCCGUCCGCCCGCCCUACGCCCCAAACCACCCAUUCUUCCAAAAGCCAACCCUCCUCCUUCCCAGCAGCCCCAGAAUCCCCCUUCGAGCUUCGGCAGCGACAAAUCUGGCACUAUGUGAGCCGAGAUCCAAAGGGUCCAACCGACACAAACAGGGUUUAAGACUGACCCGCGGCGAUGGGUCGAGACUAAAGAAAGUAAACAGGGUCAAUCUCUUAAUGACAUGAUUGUACGGCCGAUAGCUAGUUUACACGGAGCGGUCCGAUAGAGUUAGUCUAUGAUAUUAUAAUCCAUUAACGUGUUGUCAGGGUGGUGUGUGUGUAUUCUCUAAGUGAAUAGGACUUUACUGUGUCUGUGUGUAGAUACAUUUCUGAGGAACACAUUCAGAGACAGCGGAGAGACACUGGUUGGGAUUGUCUGUACAGGAAGUACUGUUUUGUUUUUUGGGAGCUUUAGAUCGGGACGUUCCAUUGAGUCCUCCUUUAGUGCAAUGUAUUUGAGCCCUUUUCUAUUUGUUAGGCCUUACCACCACAGAGGAUUGUGCGUGGAGUCGAACUUAUGAGUUACUGCUGCUUUCUUUAACGCUUAGAUUCAAACGGCCAAUUUACAGGAACAUUGGUGCCUCUUGGGAAAAUUGGGAACGUUAUUCACUUAGUGGAAGUGGAAUUUCAUUUUUCAAGCCAUCCAUCGGGAAACAAGGUGACCGGGAAACACAGAAUGUAUAAAAAAAUAUGAAUGUUCCACGUUUUUUUUCACUCUUAAUACCGCGCCAAGCCUUGAUCACCAGAUUAACCUCCCCCUUUACCGUGGAAACGCAAACCCUGAAGCCUGAUUGGACGACGUGGGAGUUUUAACAUUCCGAGGGCAAAUGUGAACCACGUUUCAAGAAAUGACGGAGACUCGACCGUUUCCAUCUGAGAAAUUGACGUUACGGACGUGAAGAAGCAUGUGACUUCCGCCGCUAGGCCACGCCCACUCUCAGGUCGUUCAGUAAAAUUUCCGCUGCUGCUCCACUAAUGGAUGAUGAUCAUUUUCACUCCUUAAUUUUCCAUGUCCCCUGUGCUUCCAAUGUACGUGUGUAUGUGAGAUUGUCAAUGGCAGACCCUCUUUGCAACACGCCAACCAUUCAUGUUAAACAGGCUCGUGUGUGCGUGCGUAAGAUGAUGGAUAAUUCACGCUUGCACAACAGAGUGCUUGCUGAGGACAUGUAACUUAUUGCAUAUAAAAAAUGAACUGUUUAUGUGUGUUUUGUGCGUAAGAGCCGAUUGUGUUUGUGUGUGAGGGUGUUUAGUCUGCGUGUAAAUAUUAUGCAUGGAGGGGGAAAUAUUCGUAGGACAUUGUCGUCUACCAAACAGCCUCGGUUCAAUUUUUUAUACACAAACGGAAUAAUGUUUUUUCACUUUUUUUGACUGCUUCUCGCUUACGUUUUCUACUCGUUAUAUUUUGUAUCUCUUUACUGAUUCUGUGUGUACUGAAUGUUUAACGUUGGGGUCUUCGUCACUCUAACAUGGCACUGCAUACACGUCCCCCUAAGCUUGCUGGUGUAUUAGAUGCCCACCUUCACCCUCCGUUCAGUUACCAAGCGACCUGCAAGACCAUCACACACAAACACACACACACACACAUACUGUGUUGACAUGAAAGUGCCUUUCAGGAAACACGUUGAAUGCAGGAGGCUGGUCUGCCAAGGGUGCGUGCUGCUGUCGCUUUCUGAAGAGUCGUUCCACAAGUUAAAUAAUAAAUAGAGCUCUUUUCAGAUGUUUAAUAACCUAAACGAAUAAUAAAUAUGUACAUUUAAUCCAUUGUGAUGUCGCACUUUCAUGUAUAGGACUGUAUUGGCAUGUAGCAUCAAAUCAUGUUCCAGUGCAUUUUAAAACGUGUGGAAACUGAAUGUCUUUGAAAUAAAGGAUG